UCGCUGUUUGGACAUGUGACACCAGAGAUGGCAGCCUGUACCCGAAACAGAGAUGGUGAUGACAGCAUCCUGGAGCCUCUGAGUUUCCCGGAGCAGCCGCCUGAUGCUCCCGGUGUCCCCGGUGAGGAGCUGCUGGUCUGUCUCUUCUGUCCCGACUCAGAGAGACAGAAAGACGUCCUCCUCAAACACCUGCUGCUGGAGCACAAGCUGGUCAUCGCAGACGUCAAACUCAUCGCUGACCUCCCAAAGUACUUGGUGUUCUGGAGAGGACGGUUCCUGGAACAGCCCAUCACAGAUUUCUGCAGCGUCAUCAAAACUAACUCCACCGGCCCCAUAGAGAAGCAGGAGGACUACUUCCUGCUGUGUGACGUCCUCCCAGAGGAUCGAGUCCUCAGAGAGAAGCUGCAGCAGAAACGCCUGGAGGAGGUGUUGGAGCAGCAGCAGCAGGAGAGAGAGGACAGAAGCUUCCAGCGCGUCUGCAUGUUCUGCAGCGACGAGUUCUCCGGAAACAGAUCGUCUCUGCUGAACCACAUGGCCAGAGAACACUCGUUCAGCAUCGGUCUGCCCGACAACAUCGUUUACUGCAACCAGUUCCUGGACGCGCUGCAGGGGAAGCUGGACAAUCUGCAGUGUUUGUAUUGUGAGAAAACCUUCAGAGAUAAAACCACGCUGAAGGAUCACAUGAGGAAGAAAGCUCACCGCCGCAUCAACGCCAACAACAGCGAGUACGACCGAUACUACAUCAUCAACUACCUGGAGCUGGGGAAAACGUGGGAGGAGGUUCAGAGCGAAGACGACCGUGAGAUAGUGGACGAUGGAGACGAUGAUUGGUCGGACUGGCAGUCUCAUCCCGUCUCAGCUGUUUGUCUCUUCUGCGAACAUCAGUCAGAAACUAUGGACCAGAUCUACACACACAUGAAGGAGGCUCAUGGCUUUGAUCUCCACGAGCUGAGGACGGAGCUCAGUCUGCGUUUCUACGACCAGGUGAAGCUGGUGAACUUCCUCCGCCGUCAGCUCCAUCAGAGCCGCUGCUACGGCUGCCAGGAAACGUUCAGCUGCAGACAGGAAGUCCUCCGACACCUGAAGGAGGCGGGACAUGUGAUGCAGCUUCCUCACAAGUCCACCUGGAACCAGCCUCAGUAUUACUUCCCCACGUAUGAGAACGACGCCCUCCUCUGCACGCUGUCUGACGGCGAUGAAGACGACCGUAACGUCAGCGAAGAUGUCCCGGUGAUCUCAGAGGACGUUUCCAACCUUCGAGCUUUGAAACAGAACUCCGUCCUCAAAUCGAUGCUGAAGAGCCGAGGGUCCUGCAGGUAGAAGACUUCCUGUUCCUGGACGAAUCUUCCUCCUCCUCAUCCUCUGUAAAGAAACUCUAAUAAUCAAAGCCAUGCUGCUUCCCUGAACACUUCAAAUCUCUAUUUUCAGAAGUGAAGUUCAACCUUUUUCCAGCAGGGGGCGUCACACUCAAAUCCCACAAGAGCUUGCAAAGAAUAUACAAUAGUUGAAUAUUUGCUUUGAAUGAUUUGCCCCAGCCUUCUGCUUUCAGACGUAGUUCAUUAUGAAGUUACCAGAACUGAUAAUAAUCCAAUGCAGAGCCAAUAAU
Trematomus bernacchii (emerald rockcod) is the source of this 1606-nucleotide messenger RNA. RefSeq names its product zinc finger protein 277 (gene znf277). The coding region runs from base 28 to 1320 and encodes 430 amino acids. The record is from RefSeq and is a predicted model, not a curated record. The transcript has 12 exons. Lineage: Eukaryota; Metazoa; Chordata; Actinopteri; Perciformes; Nototheniidae.